Messenger RNA from Penicillium macrosclerotiorum, 1086 nucleotides. RefSeq lists its product as uncharacterized. The record is from RefSeq and is a predicted model, not a curated record. Gene Ontology annotation, molecular function: oxidoreductase activity, acting on NAD(P)H, oxygen as acceptor. Gene Ontology annotation, cellular component: intracellular anatomical structure. NCBI's taxonomy places the organism in Eukaryota, Fungi, Ascomycota, Eurotiomycetes, Eurotiales, Aspergillaceae. The transcript is spliced from 4 exons. Bases 1 to 1086 code for a protein of 361 amino acids.
AUGUUCGCCCGCUCGGUCACCAAAGCAAUCCACACGAGCGCCCGUCCUGCAGCCCGCUCCUUCGUCCGGCCGCUCUCGUCCACGGCGAUUCGCGCCAACAAGAAAAAUGACCUGAAGGAUCCUCUGCUCUCUGCUACCACCAAGGCUCCCGAGGGUGCCUCUGGGGAGCAUGAGGGCCAAUUCGCCCGAACCGACGAGAAUGUGCAGAUCGAGUAUCCGCCCGACAGCGAGAUGCCCGCCCAGCCCAUCGUCCAGGGCCGUGGUGGCAUGCAUUUUAAGCGGACCCUGGCUCAGUUCUCCCUCGAAAGCAAGGUGAGCAUGGUAACCGGGGGUGCGCGCGGUCUAGGCCUGGUCAUGGCCCAGGGUCUGGUGGCAUCGGGCUCGGAUCUGGCGAUUGUCGAUUUAAAUAAGUCCGAGGCCGAGGAACAGGCUGAGAAGCUCGUAGAGCAAUUCCGCAAGGAGAAUCCCGGUUUGGAAGAGAUGCCUAACGUCACGGCCCACUACGCCGACGUCGCGAACCCCGACUCCGUCAACCAGGCCCUAUCCGAGGUCCUGGAGAAGCACAACCGCAUUGACAACCUGGUGACUUCGGCCGGGUUCACCGAGAACUUUGAUGCCAUCAGCUACCCGUUUGAUCGCAUGCAGAAGCUCUGGGGCGUUAACGUCGAUGGCACCUACCUGUUCGCGACAGGUGUGGCCAAGCAUUUGAUGGAGCGCAAUGCUCCUGGCAGCAUCGUCAUGAUCGGCUCCAUGUCCGGCUCAAUUGUCAACGUGCCCCAGCCCCAAGCUCCCUACAAUGCCGCCAAAGCAGCUGUCCGUCACCUGGCCGCUUCACUUGCCGUCGAGUGGGCUGGCCAUGACAUCCGUGUCAACUGUAUCAGCCCCGGUUACAUGCUGACCGCACUCACUCGCAAGAUCCUCGACGAGAACCCCCAACUUCGCGAUAAGUGGACCUCCCUCAUCCCCGUCGGCAAAAUGGGUACCCCGGAAGACCUGAUGGGCGCCGUGACCUUCCUACUCAGCGAUGCCUCCAAAUACAUCACCGGAGCUGAUCUGCGCGUGGACGGUGGCUACACUCUAACCUAG